Messenger RNA from Plasmodium reichenowi, 357 nucleotides. RefSeq lists its product as hypothetical. Lineage: Eukaryota; Apicomplexa; Aconoidasida; Haemosporida; Plasmodiidae. The annotation marks the transcript as partial. The transcript is spliced from 6 exons. The record is from RefSeq and is a predicted model, not a curated record.
GUAAAAGUAAAUAGAGAGAUAUUAAAUUCUCAGGAAAAAGAAAUUGUAUAUGAGAAUAAAUAUGUACCUCAUACGAUAGCUGUUCUAGUUGCUCUUGGAAUUCAAACAUCUUUUCAUAAUAUGAAGAGACUGAAAGUUUUUCGUUUUAGACCAUAUCUUCCAAUAUCUUUUGGAAUAAUAACAUCUUGUUCAUUUUUAUAUGUGCAUAACCUAUAUAUGAGUCGUAAAACUAUUAGUAACUUAAUUCACCUAUAUUUAAUGUCCUCAAACGAAAAGGGAGUAUCCAAUAAAAUCGAUCAAAUAUAUAAAACAGAAGAACCUAGUGAUUAUUUAUAUUUAACAAGAAAUAUUUCAUGA